Messenger RNA from Neofelis nebulosa (Clouded leopard), 878 nucleotides. RefSeq lists its product as uncharacterized. The transcript is spliced from 4 exons. Lineage: Eukaryota; Metazoa; Chordata; Mammalia; Carnivora; Felidae. The record is from RefSeq and is a predicted model, not a curated record. The coding region runs from base 1 to 645 and encodes 214 amino acids.
AUGCGGCAGAUUGUCCACAGGGUGGGGAUUGAGGAGCUCUCCAUCCAGGCAGUGGGGUCCUAUCUGCUGCUCUCCACCUCUCGGAAGCUCGAGAGGAAAUGGGGCUUCCCUUCGACUUCUGAGCUCAGCUGGACCCCAUCCGGGGCCCCAGGGGAUGCCUGCUCAGAGAUGGAUGCAGGGGCGCGGGGAGAGGCGACUCUUACCCGGAGGCUGCCGAGCAGGAGGCGGCGGUCGGCCAGGGCGGCUGCAGUAAUCCAUUGGGCUCUGCCGGGCUACGCGCACUCGGGGCGGCAGGGAUCCGCUCGUGUUGGGGAAGGAGUCGCGUCGGAACCGCGCGGCUGCAGUCACCCGGAGCAGGCCGGCCGCUCCCGGCGAGCGUUGUCGGCGCCGGCGGGGGCCUCCGAGCCCAGGGCUAUUUCCGGGCUCUCCCGCCCGCCGGGCUCCCCACCGGCUCCGGAGGCGGCAGCGGCGCGGCCCGAGCGAAGCGGCGGUGGGGCCACGUUGGGCGCCGGGCGGGAGCGGAGGCCGCCGCGGACCCCGCAAUCCCGCAGCCGGCGACUGGAUCCCACCUCUGCAGAGACAAAGAUGCCGGAACAUUCAGCAAACACCAGGGAAGCAGAGGACACAAGCUUGGAUGUGAAAUAGCAACACCUUCUGCACUGAAGAAUAAUAAAACAAUGUUUUUAAUUACAAAAGAAAAUGUGUAAGAAAAGUGUAAAAAUACGUGGGGCAAGUUUUGGGGGCCCUUUCUAAGCUAGAACACUUUAUACUGGUCUGUACAUGUGGAACUGAACAGAGAUUGCUCACUUCUAAAAUAUUCUAAGAAAUAAUCUCAAUUGUCAGUUUCUUCCUACCCAAAUAAAAGCGGAGCUUUGUGA